This is a messenger RNA of Geodia barretti, 219 nucleotides long. The record is from the annotation of a GenBank genome assembly. NCBI's taxonomy places the organism in Eukaryota, Metazoa, Porifera, Demospongiae, Tetractinellida, Geodiidae.
AUGGGUGAGAUUGAAUCAGUCAAGGCUGUUUCCGACCUCUUUUCGCCCGUGAGCGGAGAUGUGAUGGAGGUCAAUGCCAGGUUGGCCCGCGAGCCGGAGUUGGUCAAUAAUGAUCCGUUCGGCGACGGGUGGAUGCUCAGGGUCAAAAUCAGCGAUGCGUCGGAGCUGGAUACGCUGCUGAAUGCCGCCGCGUACGAAGAGUAUAUCGGCCAGCUCUAG